This is a messenger RNA of Exophiala viscosa, 1246 nucleotides long. RefSeq lists its product as uncharacterized. Lineage: Eukaryota; Fungi; Ascomycota; Eurotiomycetes; Chaetothyriales; Herpotrichiellaceae. Gene Ontology annotation, cellular component: elongator holoenzyme complex. The transcript is spliced from 2 exons. Gene Ontology annotation, biological process: tRNA wobble uridine modification. The record is from RefSeq and is a predicted model, not a curated record. The coding region runs from base 231 to 1232 and encodes 333 amino acids.
GAUCGUAGUCUCGUCAAAGACAGUGCCCAUGAGCCCAUUUUCAGAUCUUCCCUGUAGUUGCAUGACUUCCAGUCCUGCUAAGCCAUGAAAUGUUUUUCUCGAGAGUGAAUGAGUAUCUCAUUCACGCUGAACGCCAAAUUCUCAGAAAGCCUCCGCCUAAAUCCUUGUAACUCACGUUUUCUACGACUUUUACAUCCGAUCCAACAACCACCACCGUCGACACCACCAUAAUGCCAACAGCCAUUCCACCCACUCUCGCCGCAUACAUUCAAGCCUGUCUAGCUGCUCGCACACAGACACUGGUGACAUCAGUCCUAAGCACGCCGUCGCCAUGGCUCUGCCUACGGCUCCUGUACGCCGCGCUUCAUGGCAUUGAAGGCCAGACUCUGGACCGUUCGGAGCCUGUGUCGAGAGACUCCCGGCCAGUCAUCUUCGUGAGUCUACUCAGGCCACUCAGUCUGUGGACUGAGACGGGUAGGAAGUUGGGCCUAGAUAUCCCGGAUCUGCUCAGGAGCAAGAAAAUCAUAUACAUUGAUGGGCUCAGCCUUGCGGCCAGCUCUACGUCAAACCCGAGGGCUGGCCCUGACGGUUUGCUUCCGCCCACGCUGAAACUAAAAUCACUCGGUCUGAACGAUCUACGAGACGCUGUUAAUACAGCGUUGAAGAGUAUGUCUACUCCGCCAGCUGCACCUAUGUUACCAUCAUCGAGAGGGCUUCCGGCUGGUACACCUUCGCCUCGGACGCCUCAACCUGCCUCAACACCUACCCCCGUCCUCCCGACCAACACGAAGCCGAUCAUUCUGUUAGACGGUGUCGACUUCUUACUCGCCUCGGUGCCAAACAUGUCCACCCUGGCAUUAGGAUCGGUCCUCUCGAUGUGGAGGGCACAAUGCCACGCAUUGAUGAUCACUGCUAACGCCGAUGCGCCUUUGCUCCAUACUGCCACGUCCCAUGAUUCUGGUACACCAUUGGAACGAGAUCAUGCACACUUCCUGACCAGUAUGGCGCAUCAGAGUCGAUGGGUGUGGCAACUACGCGGGCUGGAUACAGGAAGUGCAAAGGACGUGACGGGCGUGCUGAGGAUAAGUCGAGGAGGAGACCUAAACUUCGAGGAAGGGAGUAGUGGUGCUGGAGCCCAGUCCCAUACAAGACUUGACGACAUGCCAGAUGCAGAAUGGCUGUAUCAGCUCAAAGGUGACGGCUCGGUUAGAAUCUGGAGUCGUGGUGAAUGAGUUGACGUUAGUAA